AAAAGAGAGGAGGGGACGGGAAAGGGAGCGGGAGGGGAGGGGAUGGAGAAGGGCGCCUCCCUGCUGCUCCCCCCGUUCAGCAGGUAGUUGGGGAAGUUUCCCAGGGGAAGAGGAAGAAGGAUCGGGGUCACGUGGGACCCCACUGCCGGAGGAUCAACAGAGCCUUUGGAGAGCCCCGCGUCUGAGGGGGAAAGGGACACAAAGAGAGUCGGAGGAGGAGGAAGGAGAGAGACAGAGACAGAGACAGAGAGAAAGCGCCAGAGCUGAGGGACAGAAAGAAAGAGAAAGUACCAGAGAACGAAUGCAAAAGGAAAGCAGAUAAAGAACGGGACGAGAGAUAAGAGACAGCCAGAGACAGAGGGGCGGGGGCUCCAGGAGAAGCGGGCAAGGGGCAGUGGGGAAGCAGACCCUUCGCUUUGGGGGCGCGGGAGGGGCCAGACGCUGGGGGCCAGCCUUAGGCUGUCGCCUCCCCGGGGCAGGGGAAUACCCUGACGGGUCAGCCUUUGGGGGAGUAGUGUUUGUGCGUGUGUGUGUGUGUGUGCAUGCGCGCGCGUGUGUCCGAAGGUGAGUGUGAGUGCGUGUGAGCGCAGGGGGCCGGCGACCUCCGCGCACCCCCUCCGGCCGCCAUGAGCUCCCCUCCGCCCCCCCGGAAGGGCUUUUACCGGCAAGAGGUCACUAAGACUGCGUGGGAGGUGCGGGAACUCUACCGGGACCUGCAGCCCGUGGGCUCGGGGGCUUACGGGGCCGUGUGCUCGGCCAUUGACAGCAGGACCGGCACCAAGGUGGCCAUCAAGAAGCUGUACCGUCCCUUCCAGUCGGAGCUGUUCGCCAAGCGCGCAUACCGGGAGCUGCGGCUGCUCAAACACAUGCGGCACGAGAACGUCAUCGGCCUCCUGGAUGUCUUCACCCCGGACGACACACUGGACGACUUCACAGACUUCUACCUCGUCAUGCCCUUCAUGGGCACAGACCUGGGCAAGCUGAUGAAGCACGAGAAGCUCAGCGACGACCGCAUCCAGUUCCUGGUGUACCAGAUCCUCCGAGGCCUCAAGUACAUCCACGCUGCCGGCAUCGUCCACAGGAUUUUCCCUCCACAGGAUCUUAAGCCCGGCAACCUGGCUGUGAACGAGGACUGUGAACUGAAGAUUCUGGACUUCGGUCUGGCCAGGCAGGCGGACAGCGAGAUGACCGGCUACGUGGUGACCAGGUGGUACAGGGCGCCUGAGGUCAUCCUGAACUGGAUGCGUUACACGCAGACAGUGGAUAUCUGGUCCGUGGGCUGCAUCAUGGCCGAGAUGAUCACCGGCAAGAUCCUGUUCAAAGGGAGUGACCACCUGGAUCAGCUGAUGGAGAUCAUGAAGGUGACCGGGACGCCUCCCCCGGAGUUUGUGCAGCGGCUCCAGAGUCAGGACGCCAAGAACUACAUGGAGAGUCUCCCUGAGCUGGAGAAGAAGGACUUUGCUUCCGUCCUGAAGAACGCGACCCCCUUGGAUAUUGGAUGACUGGCCCUCUAGGAAAGGGUCUGAGGGGAGAGAAGAGAAAAUUGGAACACAAGGUUUUGCCAGGGUGAUGAUGAAAAAUUGUCCAUGCAUGUGUUU
Messenger RNA from Sarcophilus harrisii (Tasmanian devil), 1598 nucleotides. It is a transcript of the gene MAPK12, whose product is annotated as mitogen-activated protein kinase 12. Gene Ontology annotation, molecular function: MAP kinase activity; ATP binding. The coding region runs from base 627 to 1502 and encodes 291 amino acids. NCBI's taxonomy places the organism in Eukaryota, Metazoa, Chordata, Mammalia, Dasyuromorphia, Dasyuridae. Gene Ontology annotation, biological process: protein phosphorylation; intracellular signal transduction. The transcript has 11 exons. Gene Ontology annotation, cellular component: cytoplasm; nucleus. The record is from RefSeq and is a predicted model, not a curated record.